Molecule: messenger RNA, 1131 nt
Organism: Trichomonas vaginalis G3
Lineage: Eukaryota; Parabasalia; Trichomonadida; Trichomonadidae
Product: protein of unknown function, DUF4106 family
Exons: 1
Source: RefSeq, a predicted model, not a curated record
AUGAAAAGCGCAGAAUAUAUAAAAGCUAACAAUGACUGGUUAGAUGCCCAAGCCAACGCUAAAGCAGCCCAACUCAUAGGGUCAAUAAGGACAAAAAUACAAGCGGAUGAAGACAGUUCAAAUGAAGCUUUAACGAAUGCUGACUUUAAGAACGCCUUCGAAGCUCUUCAUAGUAAGGUGAAACAAGUGAACGAUUUCUCAUCUGGAAAGAAACUGAAGUCUGAAGGUUUCGACAAAGAGUUAAAAGAAGUAGCACAAAAUAUGACGAAAAUAACAGAUACAGCAACGAGACAGGCAGUUCAAAGUGCCUAUGACGCCGUUAGAGCAACUGUUGUGAAAAGUCAAGAAAAAGAGUUACAACAGACCAAAACAGACCUAGUAAAUGCUUUCUUAAAAACGAAAAGUCAGGUAGGACAUUACGCUGCAGAUGGAACAUAUGUGCCAGCUGGUGGAACUUAUAUACCACCAAACCCUCCAAGAGAAGCACCUGCACCAGGACUACCUAAAACAUUUACAUCGUCACAUGGACAUAGACACAGGCAUGCACCAAAACCAACACAACAACCAACAGUUCAAAACCCUGCACAACAACAACAACAACCAACACAACAACCAACAGUUCAAAAUCCAGCACAACCAACAGUUCAAAACCCUGCACAACAACAACCACAAACAGAGCAAGGACAUAAAAGAAGUAGAGAACAAGGAAACCAAGAAUUCUUAAAAAUGCUUAAAGAAGAGUGUGGUUUCCCAGAUACUGUUGACUUUAGUGACAGAUAUAAAGAAGCUAUUGGAAAGUUCAAGGAUGGAAAUACUGACCCGAACCUAUUUAGCUUUAUGGCUCAGCACCAAAACGGAUAUAAUCUCAAACCUGGAAAAUACAAGCUCGCUAAGGGAUAUGAUUUAAUAGCAUAUCAUCCAAAUGACAUGGAUGAAUUUACUCCGAGAUAUUUGAUGUCAGAGCUAAAUGACAAUUCAACUUUCGUCAUGAAACGCGUAAAAAAUAGAGACGGAACGAAAGAACAAAAGCUUAUGAAUGCGGAUGACGUAGAUAGGGAAAUUGUUGAAAACGGUCUCGGAAUAUAUGAAAUGCCACCAGAUGAGGUACAAGAAACUCCACAGGAAGAACUA